This is a messenger RNA of Aplysia californica (California sea hare), 2582 nucleotides long. Its product is annotated as zinc finger protein 678-like. NCBI's taxonomy places the organism in Eukaryota, Metazoa, Mollusca, Gastropoda, Aplysiida, Aplysiidae. The coding region runs from base 244 to 2514 and encodes 756 amino acids. The transcript is spliced from 2 exons. The record is from RefSeq and is a predicted model, not a curated record.
AAAAAGAAAAUGGACGCAAUAUGAUAUAAAUAAAUACGCUACGUUUUUUUUCAAUGUAUUAUAGCCUGCCUGUCUAUGCCUGAACAAAAUGUGCAGUCUCUAAUCAAAUUUGGAACAUGGAACAGUUUGACUGUUCCUCUUCAUGACACUGUUUAUUCGUUUAUCGAAGUAAUUGUGUGUACAUGUUAGGGUCUAGUGUCUUCAUUGAUUCAUUGUCGUCAUUGACAUUUUGUGACUGUAAAGAUGGCUGACAUUUCCUAUACAAGUAAACAAAUGGACGCCAACUGUGAGGAAGACACAACAAUAACAAUGUAUAGACUUAACUCUGGAAAUGAUAAUGGCUCUGGAUGUGUGAAAACUUGUGAUUUAUUUGUUCCUUGUUCUUCUGGAGAAGGUGUGAAUCUUGGGAUUGAUAGCAUAGUUGUUAAAGGUGAACAUAUAUCUAGAUCUAGACCUAGAUCUUCUAGUACGAGUACUCUUUGUACUAACAGUUUAAAUUUAAGGGAAGAUGUAAAACAUGACAUUAUAAGUAGGGAAAGUGAAUCUGUGGGUGUUGAUGAGGAACAUCUGUCAGUAAAAGAAGAGCCCAGUUUUGAAUGUCUGUGUGACGCCAAGGCCGAGACAAAUGACAAACUGAACGUUGAAAGUGAAAGUAGCCAGACUCUCAGACACAGUGUAGUAAAAGAUGAGCCUAUCUGUACAGAGGAGGAAGACGUGAAACCUGUCAUUAAACCAGAGUGCCUCACAGAUAUCUGUACGGUGAAAACCGAACCACUAUUUGGACAUUUUCCUGACUUUGGUGAUGAAGUGAAAUCAAAAGUGGAGAAUUUUGUGAACGAAGAAGUGUCAGAAUGGGAAGGUCCAGACUUUGGAGAGGUAGGAAAGACAGAAGGACAAGUGGGAGAUGUGGAGGAUACGUGUACUGAGCCCGUGUUUGUUGAGGAUCACAUGAGUCAGGCUGGAGGACUACAGCUGCAAAUCUCCAAUGUGAGGAGCUUGUGUAUGGAGCAGAGUGCCAGCCCCGACACUGAUGUUGUUGCUUCCAGUAGUCCAACUUCAACUUUCUCUGCCGAUCCAGUCACAAGUUCAGGAUCUGUUGUCAGGACCAGCUGGGAUCACGGUGAAAGUUCUGGAAAACAUCUUAACGGAAGUUCAAAGCAUGAGUCCUACGUCAAAAGUCGUAUGUCUUGUGAUAGUAAACAGUCCAUGGGACAAGGUCCAGAUUUCAACCUUUCUUGUGCUGUGUCUUUUGCCAGUUGUAUAAAUUCUACGGAAGCUUCUAGUACCACACCCCCAAAAGUGUAUAAAGAGAUGGGCGCUGGUUGCCAAGAUGUUCCAAGGUCUCUGGUCAGGGAAAGCAGAUACUCAGGAGAACAACCUCACAAGUGUAUUGUCUAUCUUGAGAUGUUUACAGAACUAGGUGACCUACAGAGGCACAAAAGAACAUACACAAUAGAUAGACCUUGCAAGUGUGAAGUUUGUGGUGUCACAUUUACUUGUAGCAGUAGUCUACAGAAACACAAAAGAAUACACACACGAAAAAAACGUCACACGUGUGAAGUUUGUGGUGCCACGUUUACACGGGGUGGCAAUCUAGAAAGUCACAAAAGAAUACACACUGGAGAAAAACCUUACAAGUGUGAAGUUUGUGGUGCCACGUUUACAUUCAAUAGCGGUCUACUUAGCCACAUAAGAACGCAUACAGGAGAAAAGCCUUACAAGUGUGAAGUUUGUGGUGCCGCGUUUACAAGAGGAAGCAGUCUACAGAGUCACAAAAGAACACAUACAGGAGAAAAACCUUACAAGUGUGAAGUUUGUGGUGCCACCUUUACAUGCAAUAGCAGUCUACGGAAACACAAAAGAAUACACACAGGAGAAAAACCUUACAAGUGUGAAGAUUGUGGUGCCACGUUUACACAGGGUAGCAAUCUACAAAGUCACAAAAGAACACACACAGGAGAAAAACCUUACAAGUGUGAAGAUUGUGGUGCCACGUUUACACAUGGUAGCAGUCUACAAAUUCACAAAAGAACACACACAGGAGAAAAACCGUACAAGUGUGAAGAUUGUGGUGCCACGUUUUCAACGAGGAGCAAUCUACUGGGUCACAAAAGAACACACACAGGAGAAAGACCUUACAAGUGUGAAGAUUGUGGUGCCGCGUUUUCAACGAGUAGCAAUCUACUGGGUCACAAAAGAACACACACAGGAGAAAAACCUUACAAGUGUGAAGUUUGUGGUGCCACGUUUACAUUCAAAGGUGGUCUACAAAGCCACACAAGAACGCAUACAGGAGAAAAACCUUACAAGUGUGAAGUUUGUGGUGCCACGUUUAUGUUCAGUAACGGUCUACAGCGUCACAGGGAAAUACACGCAGGAGAAAAAUCUGAUAUGUCAUCGCCCGAAUCGCGUACCGUCGUAACCGCCAUAUCACCCGAAUCGCGUACUGUCGUAACCGCCAUAGCACCCGAAGUCGGGCUAAAAUACAACCAGAUUACAAAUUUUCCAUUGUAAACCCUGUCAAAACCUGAUACUUUUAAUAGUCACUGAGAUACACGCGGUUUGUGAGGCAUUGUAUGCAC